This is a messenger RNA of Ostrinia nubilalis (European corn borer), 2498 nucleotides long. It is a transcript of the gene tank, whose product is annotated as etoposide-induced protein 2.4 homolog. Bases 140 to 1084 code for a protein of 314 amino acids. Gene Ontology annotation, cellular component: endoplasmic reticulum. NCBI's taxonomy places the organism in Eukaryota, Metazoa, Arthropoda, Insecta, Lepidoptera, Crambidae. The transcript is spliced from 7 exons. The record is from RefSeq and is a predicted model, not a curated record. Gene Ontology annotation, biological process: macroautophagy.
AGAGAGUAUGUCAACAUUGUCAACGACGUUGAACGACGCACGUCACAAAAUUCAACAAAAGAUGUGGUAAUUUUAACUAUUUAAUUUAACACGCCGUGAAUAAUGAAACAAUAGGAAAUUAGUACCGUGAGCCUUAAAAAUGGAAAGCAUAACUAAUUUUUCUGUGUCUCUUAUCAAGGGGUUCAUAGACAGUUUGCGAGGAGUUACUGUUCUUCUGUAUUUAGACAAGGAAAUCAACGAGCGGGCUUUGAGGAGCUCGCCUCACAUUGACGCAGACACAAAGAAACAGAAGCAAACAAAAGUGAAACAGGAAUCAAAAGUACUUACAAGGGUGUUGCAAUCAUGCAUCCUCAACGGUUUUAUAUUUUUGCUCAGCAUACUAGUGUUUGAGUACGCUCUAUUGCCAGCGGUGAAGUACUUAGUGACGGUUGUCUUUGGGCACGAUCCGGGGGUGGCGCACAAUGUCUGGGGAUGGAUGCAACCGUUCCUGUUGAUGACAUUUAGGAUGAUUUGGGUGCUGCCACUGUUUUUGCUAAGCAAGCUUGUGAACAGUCUGUGGUUCCAAGAUAUUGCCGAUUCAGCGUACCGCCACCGGCGCGGGCGGCCGCAGUUCAUGUCCAGCGUCAGCAAGAUAAUCGCCGACUCUCUCUUCAGUUUGCUAGUGCAAGCUUUAUUUUUAGUGCAGAGCAUGCUAGUCAGUAUGUUGCCAAUAACAUACGUGGGCGAGCUGCUAUGCUUAGUACACAUGUGCCUGCUGUACUCGCUGUACUCGUUCGAGUACAAGUGGUUCAACAUGGGUUGGGAGCUCCACAAGCGGCUGACCUUCAUCGAGACCAACUGGCCGUACUUUUUGGGCUUCGGCCUGCCGCUGGCUGUGCUCACGCAGAUACCACAAUCUUAUAUCAUUAGUGGCUGUGUGUUCUCCAUAUUCUUCCCUGUAUUUAUAUUAAGUGGCAACGAGGCUACCCCUGUAACUGGAAGCGAGUAUCCCCUCCGACUAUUCUCACCCGUGGUGGCGAUAUCCAACGGCAUGUUCCGUUUCGCGCGGCACGGCGCCGAGGCCGUCGGCCAGCGGGCCCGGUGACGCCCCUGGAGAUAACCGGAGUGUACCAUUGGCAUUGGCAAGGAAAAACAUGAGGAAAACUAUGAGAAAAUUAAAAAAAAAUGGAACUUGACUGGUUGUCUAUUGAGGUCGGGAAACUAUGAGAAAAAAAAGUGACACAUGACCGCUGUCAAUGUUGGUGUGUGUCUGGUGGACAUUGAGGUGUGGUGAGGGUAUGUCCCGAUUUUUUAACGACACAAGACGCAUAAAUGGUGCUUCAUGUUUGAUGUGUUGCAGCUAACUUGUAAAGGCUAUUUUUGCUAAAUUUUGGGAAUUAUUAGCAUAAACAAAUGUAUAACCUUUCACGCCUCAUAGUGCCAAUGGCAACACUCAGUAUUUUUUAAGUUUUGGGGUUGCUAGUGUGAAUUAUGGAAUGUUGGUUUGUAAUAAGAUUGUUGUUUGAACUCUCGCAGUGAGACUUAAGUCGGGUUUAGUAAUAAUAAUUUAAUACACUUGUAAAGAGUUGUGCAAAAUUGUUGAGGUCACACUUUUAUGCUAGUUUUUUUUAGUUUUAGUACAUUUUUUUGUAAAUGUACUCGACGAAAUAUCGUGGAAAUGUAUUUUAGAUUGCCUGUAGUUUAUUAUUGUAUAACAUGUUCAUUCCAUUUGGUACAAAAUUUUUGUGAUUUUUUUCAUAAGUGGCAACAUUUUGAGAUGCCAUUGAGAGAUACAAGUGACCCCUUUUAUUUUUUUAUGUAUUUUAAAUCUUGCAACAGAACUUGUAUGAUAUCUUUUACUAGGAUACAAGUUGUAUCCUAGAAUUGUUAACAAUAAAUACUUAGAAGUAUGAGUACUUCUUUAAAGUUGAUCGUUUUAACAGGAAGGUUUCUAGUCUUUUAUUUUCUUAAGAAUACAAAUAAUUCUGCACAACUCUGACUAUAAAGCAAUCGUGACGCGCCUUUUUAUAGAAGCUAUAUUUUAUUUUUUGAACACUUAGAAGAAAAUACUCGACUGAACUAUAAAAUGUGAGAGAAAAGGCGUAUUAGUUGCUUCAAAUGUAGAUUUUACUUUUAUAGAAACUACUUAAUUAUAUUUCUUUAACAAUAUUUCCUUCAGGUCUUUUAAUAAAACUAGUACUAAAAGUCACAGUAGUGCCUCGAAGUAAGUCCAAUGAACUUAUAAGAAAUACUCUAUCAAUAUUGCUCUUUAUUUAAUUUUGUAUAAUUCAUGCAAUUUCAGUGUUUUUCUUUAAAACAAAAAUAUUAUCGAAGGUGCCUAAAUACAGAAUAUUUAAUAAUAUUCACAAAUAACCGUUAUUGUAACCGGAGUCAAGAUGAAGAUUGCUUUGUAUAAGAUGUAAUUAUAGUUUUUAUAUUAAAAUCAUUUUCAUCUAGUUAUGGCCAAUUGUGAUUGAUUUUAUACAUGACAUAAUUUAUUAAAGGGACUGAUUGAUUUA